UUCAGUGGGUUGUGGUUGGUUGAGUGGGGACUAACCAUGUUCAGUGAUAGUCAGUGUCUUUGGUACUUGUCUAGCACUAUUCGGUAUUUCCCCAAAGCUUCCCAAAUACCUUCCUUGGAUCCUAGCAUGGGUAUAUGCUCAUCACUAUCAUAA
Molecule: messenger RNA, 153 nt
Organism: Heterobasidion irregulare TC 32-1
Lineage: Eukaryota; Fungi; Basidiomycota; Agaricomycetes; Russulales; Bondarzewiaceae
Exons: 1
Source: RefSeq, a predicted model, not a curated record